AUGCUCUUGUGGGUUUGGUGGAGAGCUGUGGGGUGUUGGGUCACAUUGGCUCUCAGCAUCUUCCAUUGCACCACUUUAAAACGCCGGCAUGUUGCUUUUGGACUUCUGGCUCAGCGACAAGAGCGGAGGCGGGUUUGGAUUGUUCUGGCUGUGGUAUGGGGUGCCAACCUGGCAUUCUCUCUUCCGGCGCUUUUUUACACCACUCAUGUGACGGGUAACGCCACGGUCGAGCUCAUGGUCAUCAGCUGCACAACCAGACCUCUUCUUGGCUGCAUCUGGGAGUUCCCCUCAGACCAGGAAGGUUCAGCUUUUGCAUCUGCGUCACUGGCCCUCAACGAAGUCUUGCCGUUGGUUUUGAUGAUUUGUACAAACCUGGUGACUCUGCAUGCACUAGCCAAGCACAUCCGAGCGGUGACAGCUGGAGGAGGGAGCCAAGGCGACCUGAGCAAACAUGUGUCCAGUGAACGUAAGGCUGGGCACGUGAUUAUGUCUUUGGUGGCACUCUUUGUGGGGUGUUGGGUUUUGCAGGUGGCAGCUGUGACCUACUACAACCACGACAGAGGGCACCAUGCAGAGGGGUUGCUUACUGUGGCACACUACUCUGCUUCUCUGUUUGUCGGGUUCAGUCCCCUGGUGGUGGCUCUGGGGCAUGUGAAACUAAGGAGAAAGAUUGUAGGAUUGAUACUGCGUAGGAUGGAAGAGCUAAAAUGCUGGAAAGAAUCAAAGAUGCAGGAAGAGCAAGGCCCCAAUUUCAUCAUACACUUGAUGUCAAUCUCAAAGGUGGAGUCCUUUGACAGAUUGAGAUAA
Messenger RNA from Knipowitschia caucasica, 807 nucleotides. The record is from the annotation of a GenBank genome assembly. NCBI's taxonomy places the organism in Eukaryota, Metazoa, Chordata, Actinopteri, Gobiiformes, Gobiidae.